This is a messenger RNA of Molossus molossus (Pallas's mastiff bat), 1047 nucleotides long. RefSeq names its product biogenesis of lysosomal organelles complex 1 subunit 6 (gene BLOC1S6). The transcript is spliced from 5 exons. Gene Ontology annotation, biological process: intracellular transport. Lineage: Eukaryota; Metazoa; Chordata; Mammalia; Chiroptera; Molossidae. The record is from RefSeq and is a predicted model, not a curated record. Gene Ontology annotation, cellular component: extrinsic component of membrane; BLOC-1 complex; transport vesicle. Bases 83 to 583 code for a protein of 166 amino acids.
CCAAGCGCCGACGCGCUGGUCCCUUCUUACUGCGUCUGAUUGUCUACAUAACAGCCCCUUCCGUGUUCCCAGCGGGAGGGAUAUGAGUGUCCCCGGGCCGCCGCCUUCGGACGGGGUGCUGGCGGCCCCCCGACCCACGACGCCGGGUUUAAGUGACACUUCUCCAGAUGAAGGCUUAAUAGAGGACUUGACUGUAGAAGAUAAAGCUGUGGAGCAACUGGCAGAAGGAUUGCUUUCUCACUACCUACCAGAUCUGCAGAGAUCAAAACAAGCCCUGCAGGAACUCACGCAGAACCAAGUUGUGUUAUUAGACACACUGGAACAAGAGAUUUCAAAAUUUAAAGAAUGUCAUUCUAUGUUGGAUAUUAAUGCUUUGUUCACUGAAGCGAAACACUAUCAUGCCAAGUUGGUGAAUAUAAGGAAAGAAAUGCUGAUGCUUCAUGAAAAGACAUCUAAGUUAAAAAAAAGAGCACUUAAACUGCAGCAGAAGAGGCAAAAAGAAGAGCUGGAAAGGGAGCAGCAACGAGAGAAGGAAUUUGAGAGAGAAAAGCAGUUAACUGCCAGACCAGCGAAAAGGACAUGAACAGUUGAAUGUGUCUGCGUGUUCUUCCUUCCCCUGUCCCAUGUUUCCGGGGUUUUAAGAUGACUCAAAUGUAGACUGAAGUUAAGGUAGUGCCUUACACCUUUGUGUCCUCGUUUGAAAUCCUUUCCCCAGAAGUACUGUCUCUAUAUGUUCAUUUUAGCCAUUUAAGAAGCUGCUGCUGCUUUUUUUCCCCCCAAAGUAAAAGAUAAAAUGUCACUUGGUUGGAUAUUUAUGGGUAACUUUUCAACUUCUAUUUUGCUUAAUUUUAAAAUUCAUUAUUUUGGCUUUGAAUCAUUUAUGAACUGGAAAAUGGUUUGAUUGUUUUUUUUUAACAGUCUAGACUUUAAGUGGUUAAAAAUUAGUAUGAGUUUUUUAGCUUCCUAAUUACUGUGGAAUUAUAAGUUUCAGUUCCUUUUUUCAUGAAAUGACUUACCUCUUUUGGAAUACAAUGCUGGUUUUUGGCA